UUAGCUUUUUGAUGCAACUACGACUACGUCGAGGCAGGAAAUUAGAUUUGGAUGAAAAUAACACAUUUAGAAGUAUUAAAAGGCAACAACUGAUGGUACAGCAGCAUUGUGAUAGCAAGUAAGAAACAUAAACAGCAGAAGAGAAGAAGGGUCUCAGCAUCAAAUGGGUAUAAAGACGGAUAAUUGUUUGAGGAGCAGUGGAAUGUUUCUAUAAAAUGCGGAAUCGUUAUGGUGCUUCUUGAACAACAACAGCGCUUAUAUAUCAGUUAUUUUAUCAAUUCAAAGGCUUGCGAAAAUUUGAUGUAUGUAUACAAUGAAUACGAGCAGUCAGUUAGCCGCCGGGAGCGCGCUUGACUCGUCAUCCGUUCAGCAGUUAAAUACGACCAAAGAGGAUUUGAAGACUCAUUUCAUCACACGUGAAGGUGUUUACAGGCAAAUGACUCUUUCCGAAUAUUCACGGCCAAGUCGCGUCGCUUUAAAUCAGGGUGGUAAUAAUGUGAGUAAUGCUCCUGUUCGUGUAUCCUUUGUAACUGUUCAUCCGACAGCGUCCACUUCACAACACCAACCUAUUGAUAAUAUGAUGUUGAACGGUAGCGUACCAACACUACGCAAUUUGGCGUUAGAUGCGGAUUUGGAACGUAAUCUCGAUGAAAGUGAUUCCCCUGUUUAUUCGGACUCUGAUAUGAGCACCAAUAAUGAUCGAAUAUGCUUUAAUGUUGGCCGUGAAUUAUACGUUUUCGUUUAUCGAGGUGUUCAGAGUGCUGUUGAUUUAAAUAAGCCAAUUGAUAAGCGAGUAUACAAAGGUACUUAUCCAACAUCGCAUGAUUUCAAUCAAGAAACCGCUACCGCAACUUCAUGCAGCUUGAUAAUCGGUUUUUCUGCCGGACAAAUUCAGCUUAUUGAUCCAUUCCGAAAUGAUUUGCAAAUCAGUCGACUAUACAAUGAAGACAGAUUAAUUGAUAAAACCGCAGUAACUUGUUUGAAAUGGAUUCCCGGUCAACAGCAGUGUUUUCUGGCAUCUCAUACUAGUGGUAAUGCAUAUUUGUACAACGAGAAUUUGCCCUGCAAUCCAUCACCUCCUGUUUAUCAAAUUUUCAAACAGGGAGAUGGAUAUACAAUUUAUACAUGUAAGACUAAAACAUCAAGGAAUCCAGUGUAUCGUUGGGCCGUUGGAAGUGGCACGCUCCAUGAAUUUGCAUUCUCUCCAAGUGACGAUACAAAAAUGCUUGCUACAGUUAGUCAGGAUGGUUUCUUGCGAAUUUUUAAUUAUCAUACAAUGGAAUUGCUGGCUUAUAUGAAAUCCUAUUUCGGUGGAUUGCUUUGUCUAGCAUGGAGCCCUGAUGCACGAUACAUUGUUACUGGUGGUGAAGAUGAUCUAAUAACUGUUUACUCAGUUAUAGAUAAGCGAGUCAUUUGCAGAGGACAAGGACAUAGAAGCUGGAUUUCUAAAGUAGCUUUCGAUCCUUAUACAUCAUAUACAGCAGAUACUGUCGGUCACUCAGGUAUUCCAGUCGAUCUUGGUUCUGACGAAGAUUUGCAACCGUCAAGUUUAAAUAACAGUGAUUUGCUAUUCAAAAAUUCAGCUACGCAGUCAAUUAAUCGUAUAUUUACCAAUAACGUACAGUUCAACGGGCCAUCUUCUUUUGGUGAUCUACAGUCAACUUCAUCCUCUGUUCCAUUAUCUUCAUUGAAAAAUUCCAAUGGUAAUUCAACACAUAGUGUUCGAGUUGGAAUGCAAUCAAAUGUUCAAACGCGAGCGCGGAGAGAUUCUCUUUCUGUGUUAUCUGUUACCGGUGGUGCUUAUACCAAUGUGGGCGUUACUUACAGAAUUGGUUCAGUGGGUCACGAUACGCAGUUAUGUUUAUGGGAUUUAACAGAAAGUGUGUUAAGGCAGACAGUACCUAAUCAAAAGCAUCGUACAUCAACUGUUAUUUCAGUUGGAACCGACCAGAAUGUGGUAAUGUGUGCAGCUUUGGAAUCAUCAAAACCAGCGACUACUGACGUUAGAGAACGACCAAAUGGCAAAGAUAAAAAGCACAAACGCGGUUUUAGUUUCGCUGCGAAGUUAGCUGGUAGUUCACAAGACAGGUGGAACAGAAAUCAUUCAACUACUACAGCGAACGAAAAAGACAAAGAAAACUCGGCAAAAUUCUUGGGAACACCAAUAUGCCCACGAAUGGACGAAGUAGCGGUAAUUGAACCACUGAUUUGCAAGAAAAUCGCUCAUGAACGAUUAACGGGAUUAAUAUUUCGCGAAGAUUGUGUUGUAACUGCAUGUCAAGAAGGUUUUAUAUUAACUUGGGCUCGACCGGGCAAGGCAGUAAUUCAACGACACUCAAUGAAUUCACCAGUCCCAGUAAAUCUCAGUGGAACUGUAGUUUGAAAUAAUAUAUCUAGUCUUCUAGAAGCGGGUUUUAUUAGAAAAACAUUGGCACUAUUUCUGCUAUCGAUUAGUUGGCCGGUUUGUAUCAUAUCCUAUUCAAGC
Molecule: messenger RNA, 2485 nt
Organism: Loa loa (African eye worm)
Lineage: Eukaryota; Metazoa; Nematoda; Chromadorea; Rhabditida; Onchocercidae
Product: WD repeat-containing protein 20
Exons: 15
Coding region: 305-2383 (692 amino acids)
Molecular function (GO): protein binding
Source: RefSeq, a predicted model, not a curated record